Messenger RNA from Colletotrichum siamense, 324 nucleotides. RefSeq lists its product as uncharacterized. NCBI's taxonomy places the organism in Eukaryota, Fungi, Ascomycota, Sordariomycetes, Glomerellales, Glomerellaceae. The record is from RefSeq and is a predicted model, not a curated record. The coding region runs from base 1 to 324 and encodes 107 amino acids. The transcript is spliced from 2 exons.
AUGCUUGCUGCUGCGGUAUCGUUGUUGAUUCAGCGCGCCAACUCUAAGAGACUGGACUGGACCUUGGACCGGAGGUCACAGGAGGCAAGGUACCUGACGCAGAAGCAAAACAUUCUGGCUCCCUUUAUUCAAAAGCCAGAUACGAAGGCCUCCCGGUCCGGCAGAUACAUAUUGAGCUGCUCGUCCCCCACAUCCUGCCACAACCUCCGACACAGGAAUUUUCUACUCUUUCUUACACUCUUCCCUCUUUCCCUUUACGCCUCUUGUCUCGCGACAGCCUCUCCUGCUUUUGACUUCAGACUACUUCCUUACCCCCACCCUUGA